AUGCUAAAUAAUGAUGACUUUUAUUAUUCUAGUGAAAUACGCGAUGACAAUACAUCAACCUAAUCUGCUUAUAGUUGUUGCAUAGCCUUCUUGUGUAUGCUUUGUGGUUAUGUGCUUUUGCAAACAAAUUAUUACAUAGAAGGCAAGUCAAAUCCGUAUUACUAUUAAUGCACGAUGACUCUGCCAUUGACUUACUUUUGCGGAGUGGCAUUUUUAAUUGCAGCGGCUGUGAGAUUGGUAUUUUUAGUCGUUUUUUGCUUACAAUCAGAAAAACAACAGCCUCAUUCGAGUCUUUUUCACAAAAAGGUGAAGCAUUCUGAAGUAAUGAUUGCAAUGGCAUUUUUCUUUUUUGGUUCUUUCAUAUUGAUGGUGAAGGAGCAAUGUUAUGAGUUGACUGUUGCUCUACUUUUCGUGUUGAUAUUGACGGCUUUCAUGAUUCUACAGAUAUGUUGCUACGAUAUAGAUGAUGAUGAAGUGAUUUGUGAAGAAAUACUUGAUUAUUGA
Molecule: messenger RNA, 504 nt
Organism: Paramecium tetraurelia
Lineage: Eukaryota; Ciliophora; Oligohymenophorea; Peniculida; Parameciidae
Exons: 3
Source: RefSeq, a predicted model, not a curated record